This is a messenger RNA of Anopheles funestus (African malaria mosquito), 1353 nucleotides long. RefSeq names its product cytosol aminopeptidase-like. Gene Ontology annotation, cellular component: cytoplasm. The record is from RefSeq and is a predicted model, not a curated record. The coding region runs from base 1 to 1353 and encodes 450 amino acids. The transcript is spliced from 4 exons. NCBI's taxonomy places the organism in Eukaryota, Metazoa, Arthropoda, Insecta, Diptera, Culicidae. Gene Ontology annotation, biological process: proteolysis. Gene Ontology annotation, molecular function: manganese ion binding; metalloaminopeptidase activity.
AUGUACAUUUCGUUCGCUAAACACUGUGGACCGUUAAAAGCUGGACAGACGCGCAUUUUCUGGGAUCUCGGUAAGUUUCCCGCGGUUGCGGUGGCCGGUUUAGGUGACGCAUCGAAAUGGGACGAACUGGACGAAAUCGAUGGUGCGAAGGAAAAUGUUCGCAUUGCUGCAGCGGCCGGUGUUCGGGCACUGUCGGCGAACAAGCUGGCAGAGAUCCUGGUGGAAGAUAUGGAGCAUGCUCAGCAGGCAGCCGAAGGAGCUACGCUGGCCAACUAUAAGUUUCAGGUAUUUAAAAGCAAGGACAAACAAACCCCACUGCCAGCGGUUGGAAUGGUCGAGGAUGCAAGCGGGAAAGCCGAUUGGGAUCGUGGUGUGAUCAUUGCGGAGGCGCAAAACUUUGCCCGUGUGUUGAUGGAAACGCCGGCCAAUCAUAUGACGCCGAGUAUUUUUGCUGACACCGUGAAGCAGCGACUGAGUGCGGUGAACGUUGAGGUGCUAGUGCACGAUGAAGCUUGGGCCAAGGAGAAAAAGAUGGGUUCGUUCCUGUCGGUUACGAACGGUUCCGAAGUACCGGCCCGUUUCCUGGAGCUAACGUAUCGUGGUUCGCAGGAUGAAAAGUGUGUAGCGCUCGUUGGCAAGGGUAUUACGUUCGAUUCCGGCGGUAUCAGCCUCAAGCCAUCGGCUAACAUGGAUCAGAUGCGUGCCGAUAUGGGCGGUGCGGCAAACGUAGUAUCGACUAUAUUGGCCUUAGCACAACUUAAGGCACCGGUGCACGUGAAAGGAUUUGUACCGUUGUGCGAGAAUAUGCCCAGCGGCACAGCAACCAAACCGGGCGAUGUAGUGUACGCGAUGAACGGCAAAAGUAUCUGCGUGGACAAUACCGAUGCCGAGGGUCGGCUCAUUCUAGCGGAUGCGCUUUGUUACGCUUCAACGUUCAAUCCCAAAUUUAUUCUUGACAUCGCUACACUGACCGGUGCAAUUAAGGUGGCGCUUGGCGAUUGUGUUUCCGGCGUGUUCUCCAGCAACAAUAAGCUGUGGGAAGCGAUCCACGAAGCGGGAUCACAAACUGGCGAUCGUGUGUGGCGUAUGCCGCUGUUUAAGCACUACAGUGAGCAGAUGUGCGAUCACAACGGGUACGAUCUAAACAAUCUGGGCAAGGGAAAGGGUGGCGGCUCCUGUACGGCUGCAGCAUUCCUGCGCGAAUUUGUCCCGAAGGAUACGCCGUGGCUGCACGUGGAUAUUGCCGGUGUGAUGGGUGAUUGUAGCGAUCAAAGCUACACCGGAUCGAAGGGAAUGUCUGGACGCCCGAUGCGUACCCUGGUCGAAUUCGUUACCAAGGCCGGAAGUGCCUAA